AUUGCAUGGAGGCCCUCCCAGAGAUCCUCUUUGCUCAACUGUCACAGCAGGCGUGCCCUCUCCUAGCCAGAUUGGGUUUGGGGCUACUGGAAGUUGCUGCUGGUCCAGCUGCGGAGGCCCCUGUAGCAGCAGAAGCACUUGCAUUGCUGCUGCGGGCGUGGAGUUCGUGGGCCUCGCGUCUGCUGCACGCUGCAGACAACCAACUGCCGUCUCCGCAACAGCAGCAGCCACAGCAACAGCAACAACAACAACUACUGCAGCAAACGCGACUUGCCGAUGCCCCAUGGUGGCGCACUUUCAGGGACGCGUCUGCUCUGCUAGUCGAGGCCUUUGUACACAAGGGCUUGAGCGCCUGCAGCCAGCGGGAAGAUGAGGGGGAGGCAGGAGACGAGAGGAAGCGCAAGGGGAUUAUAUUUAGCUUGCAUGGAGGCUCUCAGCUUCAUGAGUUUCUAAAGUCGAUGUCGCAAAUCUCCUUUGCAGUCCCUGCAAGGGCCUUGGCUGCAGCAGCAGCGAAGCAGCAGCAGCUGCAACUGCUGCUGCAGCAAGCCAGGGAAACCACCCUGGCAGCAGCAACGCCCCCCGGAGGCAACAUGCAGCACAUGAGGGCGCAGCUGGCCACGCUGCAGCUGCUGCAGCAGCAGCAACACUGGCUUCUGCUGUACAUACAGCUCCUUAUUGCAACCCACCUCGGCCCCGAGGCCCUGGCAAACCACCGCCUUGGACCCCCUAAACAGGUGUUACAAGAUGAAGAGGCGCAAACUGAACUCCUGCGUCUGCUUGCGGCGGUAUUCUCGAUGCUGGAAGCUGAGACAGUUGCUCUGAAGGCAGGGGCGGCAGCAGCUGCUGCUGCGGCGGCGGCGACAGACCAGGAGAAGCACCAACAGCAGCAGCAGCUGUUGCUGCUGCAGGCGCAACAGCAACUACCUUCACCUGUAGUACUGGAGGUAGGCCUAGGGGUUGUCUCCCUUGUAGCGAAGGCCUAUCUCUUCAGAGAGAGACUCGCGAAGCCACGGCUUGAUGACCUGCUGCUUCCAGAAGGCGGCCUCAAGGUGCUAAAUGCAGGUGUCUCUUUAGCUGCGGAUUGUCUCCUGGCCGCCCCGCAGCACCCCGCCCUCAGCAUCGCAUGCGCCCGCACUCUCCGUGUCUUUGCGGACACUCGCAAUCCCUGCUGCGCCUACUUGUGGGAAUGCGGAGCAUUUCAGACCCUUCUGGACACUUGCUGCAGCUGCUGUGCAGGACUGCUACAGCCAACUGCAGCAGCAGCUGUCGCCUCUAGCAACCCAGCAUCUGUUAACAGCACCAGCACCAGCAGCUUAGCCCUGCGGCAGCUAUCUAGUCAGAGCUGCUCCAGUGUCUUUGCAGCUUUUGCUGCUGCUGCUGCUCCCUCAGAGCAGUUGUGGGGCCUCGCGAAGAAGCACAUGGCCCAGCAACAGCAGAUGCAGCAGGAGCAACAGCAGGAACAGCAGCAGUUUCUGCGGAGCGGGACCAUGCUCAGCAAUGAGGUCGCAACUGCACGCACAGCUGCCUUGCUGCAGCGAUGCAGCGUGGGCCUUGGGGUGCUGCAGGCUGCCGCAGCUAUAGUAGCAGAGGCGAAGCAGCCGCUCCCGAUUGCAGCGGUUCGCUGGGUGUUGAGCAUGCUUGGAGGUUUAGCCUCAGGCGCUGGGAAGGAGGGGGCGCGACGGCUCCUCCAAUGGCUUGGGCCUUCUCUUCGCUGCGCAUUUGCUGUGACGCGAGCUGCAGCAGGCAACCCACAGGCAUUGCUUGAUGGACUGAAGUUUUCCCGUCGCAUUGCUGCUGCUGGAGCGUCAUGCCUCACAAAAGAAGAAGCGCAGGCACUGAUGCAGGAGUACACAACUGUGCUAGCUGCCUUUGCAGCGACGCUGGACCGUCAAAUGAGCCCGGAGGAGGAAGACGCUGCGAUAACAAACGGCAUGCAGAUAUUUAAGCUGUUGCGACAAUUGGCUGGGGAAAACAGGGGAGAGGCCCGCAACGAAUGGAUGGGAGCUGCUCUUAUCGACUGCCUCCGGGCCCUUCGCCCCCUCUGCAUGGCGUUGACCCCUACUCAGCCCAAAGUUCUUGGGGCUUAUUUGUCUUUAGUUGGUAUCCUGCUGGAAGAGGACGUGGCGCUGUUCCUACAGAGGUUGCCUCCCGAAGACACCCACGUGCUAAUGACACUGGAGCAGCGGGGAACCCUUUCUGGGCAAGCACGACUCGCUAAUGCUGCGUUAGAAGGCGUCCAUGUGCUUGCAAUGCACGCAGCAGACGUGCAGCUGCAGCAGGGGCUCUACAACCCCAACUUAGAAAGUUCCGAAGGGGCAGAGGCUCUAUUUGUAGCAACGCCGCAGGCGGACUCCUUGCAGCAGGUGUACGUACACCUCGCGCAGCUUGCCACUGCUUUGCUGCAGAAGCUACCCAACGAGCAAAUGACACCAGCGGAGCAAGACGUGCUGGGGGCUUGUUUGUUUUCUGCUCUCUUUUGCAUUGGAGUCCGGGCCUUCGCUCUCCGGCAUCUUCUGCGUUGUUUUGCCGCCAAUUUCGCAGCUCAAGGUGCAGGCAACUGGACAGGGGGUUGCUCCACACAUUCGUUGGAGCAAAGAGUUGAAGAGUUGGAGACAGCCGUCUUAGUGGCCGUGCGGGAGGCCGUGCCUGCCGAUGCAACAGCAGCAGCAGCAACAGCAGCACCAGAAGCAGCAGCAGCUAAUCAGGUAACCCCCCUACGCUUCAGGCAGCAGCACUUCCACAAAAGAGAAGAUGCCUUCAAGCUCGAACUGGCUAAUUUCGUGGCGGAGUUCGCGACCUUUGCGCCCUCCAGAGGUCCGGCGCUCUAUGGUUUGUUUUGUGGGGUUUAG
Messenger RNA from Eimeria maxima, 2849 nucleotides. RefSeq lists its product as hypothetical. The transcript is spliced from 16 exons. The record is from RefSeq and is a predicted model, not a curated record. The annotation marks the transcript as partial. NCBI's taxonomy places the organism in Eukaryota, Apicomplexa, Conoidasida, Eucoccidiorida, Eimeriidae.